This is a messenger RNA of Xyrauchen texanus (razorback sucker), 3690 nucleotides long. RefSeq names its product leucine-rich repeat and fibronectin type-III domain-containing protein 4-like. The coding region runs from base 308 to 2974 and encodes 888 amino acids. NCBI's taxonomy places the organism in Eukaryota, Metazoa, Chordata, Actinopteri, Cypriniformes, Catostomidae. Gene Ontology annotation, molecular function: protein binding. The transcript is spliced from 3 exons. The record is from RefSeq and is a predicted model, not a curated record.
GGGAACAGAACAAAAAACAAAGCAUUGAUAACAAAAUUGAUAACAGCUGAGGCUCAUGUGCAUGGUUAUUUGAAGGUUCUUUCUGGCUGUAGGUGAUGGUUUCCUACUUUGAGAGCAGGGUUUCCUGAGACCGUCUGCAGGAUUAAAACAAAAGCACGGCAGUGGUGAGAGAUGAGGAUGCUAACCAAAAGCUCUCUUGGAGGAAGCUGAGAGAAGAGAGGAUGUAGGAACAUAACCCAUGGAGAAGAUUGCAGAUCUCUCCGAUGGACAUGGAAUUUGAAAAGGUCUGUGGACAACCUGGAUUACCAUGCCACGCAAAGUUCCAGGGAGUUCAUCUAGAAGAAAAGAUCUGCUGCAUGAACAGGACAACUCAAAAUGGAACCAGUCAAGGAGAUAUCCUGCAUCAUCUUUCCCUGUCAGCGCAAUUAAGGUCCACCCGUGUCCCAUGCCACAAUCAUCUGUUCUCUGGCUGAGCCUCAUUGGCUUUGUACUACUGAGGAGCAUACCUGGUGUGUCAGCAGGGGAGACAUGGGGAAUGGUGUCCAUCUGCCCCAUCCACUGUGUGUGCCGGAACCUAUCGGAGUCUCUAAGCACACUCUGUGUGAAUAAAGGUCUUCUUUUUGUGCCACCGAACAUUGAUCGCCGCACUGUAGAGCUCCGUCUUGCAGACAACUACAUCCUGGAAGUAGGAGGUUCGGACUUUGCCAAUAUGACAGGAUUGGUUGAACUGACACUGUCACGCAACACCAUCCAUGCUCUAAAACCACUGGCCUUUUCUGAUCUGGAGAGUCUGCGUUCCCUUCACCUUGACACCAACCGUCUCACUGCGGUGGGACCUCAGGAUCUGACAGGUCUGGUUAACCUUCAGCAUCUCAUCAUCAACAACAACCAGCUCACCAAUGUUUCUGGAGAUGCUUUUGAUGACUUCCUGCUGACUUUGGAAGAUCUAGACCUUUCCUACAACAACCUGCGCAGGGUUCCCUGGGAAGCCAUACAGAACAUGGCUAGCCUACACACCUUAAACCUGGACCACAACCUAAUAGACCAGAUUGCUGAGGGUUCUUUCAGCGAGCUCUACAAACUCUCCAGACUGGAUAUGACCUCAAACAGAUUACAGACUCUUCCCCCUGAUCCACUGUUCUCCAGGUCACAGAUUGGGGUUGUCAGUCCAACACCGUACAAUUCCAUCACCAGCUUAAACUUUGGAGGGAAUCCUCUGCAUUGCAACUGUGAGCUGUUGUGGUUGCGACGACUGAUUCGUGAAGAUGACAUGGAGACAUGUGCCACACCUGCUCAUUUGGCGGGUCGCUACUUCUGGUCCAUAUCAGAAGAUGAGUUUACCUGUGAGCCUCCACUGAUCACCCGUAAUACCAACAAAUUGUGGGUGCUAGAGGGUCAAAGGGCCAUACUUAAAUGUAGAGCCAUUGGUGACCCUGAGCCAGUCAUUCAUUGGUUGUCACCAGAUGGACACAUAGUGGCCAACUCCAGUCACAUUUACUCAUACUACAAUGGCACACUGGAUUUUCUAGUAACUCGUGCCAGAGAUGAUGGGACAUAUACAUGCAUUGCCAUCAAUGCAGCAGGGGAAUCCACAGCUCUGGUGGACUUAAAGGUCAUCCCUCUGCCCCAUCGUGGAAAUGGCACGAUAUCCCUAAUCAACCAUAGAGACCCAGGCUCCUCUGAUAUUAGCAGCGGUCGUAGCGGUGUUGAAGGGGCAGAGACGGGCAUGGUGACUGUAAAGAAUGUCACUGGAGGCAAAGCAGAGGCUGAACUGAAAGGAUCAGAAAACUUGGUAGGAGUUCUGGGUGUAACAUCUAAUUCAGCCCAGAUUCGAUGGAAAAUUAAUCGUUCUUCAAUGCCUUACCUGGUGUGGAUGUAUCAGAUCCAGUACAAUAGCACAGCAGAUGAUGCACUUGUUUACAGAAUUCUGCCUCCAUCUAGUCAUAGUUUCCUGCUGAAAAACUUAGUGUCCGAAGCAGACUACAGCCUGUGCGUCUUGGCCAUAUUUGAUGAUGGCAUCUCCUCCUUGGCGACAACAAAGGUGUUGGGCUGCAUCCAGUUCAGCACUAAAGAGGAUUAUCCAGAAUGCCGUUCUCUGCAUGCUCACUUCCUGGGCGGCACACUGACAGUGAUGGUGGGUGGCGUGGUCGUGGUAACCCUUCUGGUCUUCACUGUUGCCAUGAUGGUGCGGCAUCGCGUCUGUGGAGAGUGUCGGGAUGAUGCCAACAGAGCGGGCAAAUUUUUGCCAGCCGAAGGGGUGGAUGUUUAUGCCCAGACAAACGGAAACAACAGUAUGAUGAUGGUGGCAUUGCCAAAUGGCGUCUUGGCUCAAAGACCAAAAGAAACACAGGACAAAUCCAAACACAAGCCUGGCUCAACCCUCACGCCCAAACAAAGCCCAGAGCCACACCGUGACCAGAGCAGAGUAACAUGUGGUAGAGAAGACAGAGUGGUGCGGGAAAAAUGUUUAACUCCACUCACACCAGAGAGUGAGAAAUUGACACUCUACUACUCCCUGAGUAACACACUGCCUCUCCCGGCACACAAGGCUGUGAAGCGAACAGGUAGGCUCAAGUUGCGGAGAAAGUCUUUGGAGAAAGACAUACAAGUCUUGGCCUCCUUUCCAUUGACACUAGAUGGAGAGGAAGGAAGGGAGGGAGGGUCAGACUUGAGGCAGGCAGUGAAAACCAAACGUAGCUGCUCUUUCGAUGUGGGCGAAAUCACCACCAACACGUGCUACAGCUAUGCCAAACGGCUGAGCAUCAUCUGGAACAAUCGUAGCCAGUCACAACAUGGCAUGUUGGUCGACUGUGCCUCUACAACCAGCACAUCCAGCACGGGAAGUGAGCAGUACGGCAAUGCCCUGGCACAGAACUAUAUCCAUGCCUUUCCUUCUAACAACUCCAACUCUACUUCUAACUCAAGCAGUAGCAUGACUGUAAAUCCCAGGGACCUGGAAGAAAGUGUGGUAUAGAGAUAUGAGGAAAAGAAAGACUUUUGUGUAAUAACUGCCGUGAGGUGACACAUUCAGGCAUGUCAAAAGACCAAUACAAACUAACAAUAAAAAUGGGAUAAUGAAGAAUUAUCAGGGGCGAGCAGAGUUGAUGAGGAGUACUGCUUCAGACACAAAGGAAUGGCCAUUAUUUGAUGACCACUAUUAUUCCUAGCUACCACAAGUCUCAAAAUCAAAUUAUACGAAGACAAAGAAUGACAAGAACAGAAAUGAGCAUAGGAUUGCUUUUUAUUAACGGGCCAAAGGCAUGGGGGAUUAAAACCUAAGGCGUCUGUUUCAAUGAGAUUAACCAACCAAUUAAUACAUUAUUGAAUAAAUCAAAUGAUACUUUGUACAAUAGAAACACCUUUUAAAUGCAAAUGAGGAGUUAAAACGAGGGGGUAAAUAUCGCAAAAACAAAUUCAAAACCAAAAGAGAGAGUGUAUUAUCUGUUGAAAUAUACUGCUGUAAAGAAGCACACAUGUCUGAGCUCUCUGAUGAGAAAAGUACACUCUGUAAAGUUUCUUUUCACUCUUUAUUUCCAGUGGUAAUGUUUUUUUAAUUAUAACUGAGAAAAUGAGGGAAGGAGGUUCACUUAAUAUUUCUGAACACAUUUGCUACAAGCGUUUUAAAUGGGGGAACCAUUUGUUCAAAUGUCCUUCAACAGUGGUCUGAAUAGUCAUAAUUGUUCUUGUCUG